AUGAAUCAGGCGGACGUGGACAAACAGAUCAACCAGAUGGUGCAGUUCAUCAAGCAAGAGGCGAACGAGAAGGCGCGCGAGAUCGCCAUCGCGACCGAGGAGGAGUUUAACAUCGAAAAGCUCUCCAUGGUGGAUGGGGAAAAGAUCAAAAUAGCGAAGGAGUACGAACGAAAAGAAACCACCGUGGACACGGCGAAGAAGAUCGAGGCGUCGACGGGGCGAAACGCGAUGCGGUUGAAGGUGCUGAGCGCGCGGGCGCAGGCGAUGGAGACGGUGGUGGAGGAAGCGCGCGCGAAACUGGCGGAGACGAGCGCGGACGCCGGACGAUACCGGACGCUGAUGACGGCGUUGAUCGUGCAAGGGGCGCGAAAACUCGGCGAUGCGAGCGUGCGCGUGCGAUGCCGGGAGUGCGAUGCGGCGGUGGCGCGCGAGGCGGUGGCGGCGGCGGCGGCGGAGAUGCCCGGGACGACGGUGACGUUGGACGAGUCGUCGAGUCUGCCGGCGGCGCCCGCGUGUUCGGGCGGCGUCGAAGUCGCGAACUCGACGGGUAAGAUCGUGUGCGAUAACACCCUGGACGCACGCUUGCGUAUCGCGUACGAAAACGGUACCCCGGCGAUUCGGGCGAAGAUUUUCGGCGAGUCGAGCGCC
Messenger RNA from Ostreococcus lucimarinus CCE9901, 648 nucleotides. RefSeq names its product F-ATPase family transporter: protons (vacuolar). Lineage: Eukaryota; Viridiplantae; Chlorophyta; Mamiellophyceae; Mamiellales; Bathycoccaceae. Gene Ontology annotation, biological process: proton transmembrane transport. Gene Ontology annotation, molecular function: proton-transporting ATPase activity, rotational mechanism. The annotation marks the transcript as partial. The record is from RefSeq and is a predicted model, not a curated record. Gene Ontology annotation, cellular component: proton-transporting two-sector ATPase complex, catalytic domain. The transcript has 2 exons.